Molecule: messenger RNA, 4244 nt
Organism: Pectinophora gossypiella (pink bollworm)
Lineage: Eukaryota; Metazoa; Arthropoda; Insecta; Lepidoptera; Gelechiidae
Product: glycerophosphocholine phosphodiesterase GPCPD1-like
Exons: 7
Coding region: 281-2593 (770 amino acids)
Biological process (GO): glycerophospholipid catabolic process
Molecular function (GO): starch binding; glycerophosphocholine phosphodiesterase activity
Source: RefSeq, a predicted model, not a curated record
UGCCGCAGCUGCUGGCUGCUGCUGAUGUCAUUAUUUGCAGUUCGUUGCCAGUUGAGGGACUGGUAACAACAUUACAUUACAUUUGUGUUGAAAUCUUUUACAGUAAAAUACCUAUAAAUAAAUAACAUUUCGUUGCAUCACCUGAUAUAAAUUGAUAUUGUUCAGUGAAACGUGAUGUUUAAGUAGUGAAAAAUGGAAAUGUGUAUAUAGUUGCAAAUACAUCCAAUGCACUGUGCAUUGGAUUCUGUUAUUUCUAGUCAAUAACGUAAGAAUACCGACUAUGCAGAGUUGGUUUUUCUUACAAGGUCGUAAGAAACAAAAAAAUAUACCCCAAAAAAAUAUGUCUCAUAAACCACCAAAAGAAGCUGCCGAGGUGCUUUCCCAAGAUUGGGUUUUUACUGUGAGUGCGCCUGAUGUAGCUGCCAAGGAGAAGUUGUUUAUAACGGGUAAUAUUCCCGAACUUGGCGAGUGGGUGUAUAACAAAUGCGUGCCGAUGGAAUUCGAACCAGGGACAGAUCAAUGGACAAAGACAGUGACUAUCCCAAACACUUGCGAAGUGUUGUAUAGAUACGCGAUAUGCGUGGUACUUGAAGACACUAACGAGAUCAUCGUGCGGCGCUGGGAGACCAAUGUCAAACCGAGGGUGAUCACAGAGAACAUGCUACACCCCACUGUUGAUGUUUUCGGCGAAUAUGAUGAGAAGAAAAUGGUUGGUAGAGGAUGGCUAACAGCCCAGUCUUUAGUACAAUUCAAGUUCCUCAAUAAUCCUUUAAAACUAAAAAGCCGUAAAGGAAAUAGAAACAUGAACAUAAAGGUUACUCCAGUUAAACUGUCAUUUGGAACAGAAGCAGUUGUCGAGGACUCAUCUGUUAGCACUGACAUUAUGGAGGCUACUGAGGUGCCACAAGGAGUGUAUGUGGAAGUGUCUACUCUGGAUAAUGAUACAACAAUCUGUUCUGCACAUCCCCAGGAUCAGUUUGGCAGAGAAUAUAAACCAAAUGAUAUUUUAGUUAUCAAUGUCUUUGCACCUCAACCCAAAAUCCUGGCUUAUUUAGUUGAUUUCUACUCAUAUAGCUCAAGAGCUUCAACUGAGGAUCCACCCUAUCAUGUGGGCUAUACAUAUGUUUUGCCCAAUAUGUUCAAGCCAUCAGAAGGUACUAUGGAGCUACCUGUUACAUGCAAUGUCAAACACAGACCGCUCGGCACAAUUUCUAUAGAGUACCUGAUUGUUAACCCUAUGCCUGAGCAGCUCUGUGACUUUGAAGUCACAUUUGCUAAGCACUGGAACGCAUCAUGGACUGGGUUAGAAGUUGGCCAUCGAGGACUUGGUGCAAGCUUCAAAACAAAAGAAGGAAAUGCUAUUCGUGAAAACACUGUAGCAUCUCUUAAAAAGGCAGCUGCAAGUGGUGCAGAUAUGCUUGAAUUUGAUGUUCAGCUAAGCAAAGACUUGAUACCAGUUAUUUAUCAUGAUUUUUAUGUGUGUAUCUCAAUGAAAAGAAAGAAAGAAAUAGACUUCUCAGAAAUGCUAGAAUUGCCUGUGAAGGACUUCACCUUGGAACAUCUUCAGAACCUUAAGGUGUACCAUUUGGUAGAAGGCCGUAAUCAUGAAAUGUUAUUUAAUGAUGAAGAAUUAGAAGAGCAUCAACCAUUUCCAACUUUAAAGCACAUCAUGGAUUGUAUAGAUAUACAUGUUGGUUUCAACAUAGAACUCAAGUGGACCAUGGAAAUGGAUGAUGGGACCUUUGAGUUGGAAAAUCCAUUUGACAUGAACACCUAUGUUGACAAGGUAUUAGAUGUGGUAUUGAAACACGCCGGAGAGCGUCGCAUAGUAUUAUCAUGUUUCAACCCUGACAUCUGCACCAUGGCCACCAACAAGCAAAACAAGUAUCCCGUUAUGUUUUUGACGCAAGGUGUGACUAAAAAGUACCAGCAAUACAAGGAUCCCAGGUGCUUGACCAUACCUGCCGCAGUGCAGAGCGCAGUCAGCUCGGAUAUUCUAGGCAUCGUCGUUCAUACUGAAGACUUGCUCAGAGAUCCAACGCAGGUGAAGUUGGCGACGGACGCAGGCCUAGUAAUAUUCUGCUGGGGAGAUGAGAAUAACGACAAAAAUACUAUCAUGCAGCUCAAGGGGAUGGGGUUGCACGCCGUCAUUUACGACAAGUUAGAUCAAUACACCACCAAAGAAGUAAAGGAGAGCAUAUUCCUGGUGGAGGCUCGCCUGUCGGAGCGCGAGCUGCUGCAGAUGGCGGAGCUGGAGGAUGAGCGGACGGAGAGCAGCGGCGCGGCCUCGGUCGGCACCUCUGAGAACGCCGUGCGGCCCUACCUCGACCUCACCGUGCGCGACCGCCUCAAGGACCACUCCACCGUCACCUCCCUAGAGUCGCUCGCCUCCUCCAUAGACCUCCGCGAUGACGCCUCCGACAAAAACCUCCGCGAUGACGCCUCCGACAAAAACCUCAAACGCAACAGAGACGAUGCCAUUUCCAACUACCAAAAGGAGUGUCAGGUGAAAGAGCAACGAAAUAAUUUCCACGGCAUAUUUCCCUGUGGUGAUACCUCCAAGGGUUCCCCUAAAAAGAGCCGAAACAAUUAGUACUUUCCUUAGAUCCAAUCAUAUUUUCUACACUUUAUUUUGCUCAAUCUAUACCUUUUUUUAUUAUUUACUUACGCCACAUAGUAAAUUAAUCACGCAUGACAUUUCUUAAAUAUAAUGUUCGUUAAAAUCAUCCAUUUGCUAUUAUAGUUUUAUUAUUUACUCAUACAUUUUCGAUAACGUAUUUUCGUAUUCAUACAAUCGUAAGAUUAUGUAUUUGUAUCCAACGAGAGGCUUGCAACUUAAGUAAUUAAAAUCUUUGUAAUAUUUUAUAGACAAUAUUAAUGGGCAAAGUAGUGUUGCGUUUCGAUAGGCCACUAUCGGUAGUUUAAAAGAAAACAAUAGUAUCGAUAAGCUAUAUUGUCGAUGUUUCCAUACUAUCGACAGUGUUGCUUCUGACUGUUGCAAGAACAAUCGAUACUAUCGACACUAUCAAUAGUUUUGAACUAUCUGUAGUCUUGGCAGUGGCGGCUUUAGGGCGGUGCGAGGGGUGCGAUUGCACCGGGCGCCGUUUUAGGAAGGCGCCAAAAUCAACCAGAAGGGACCACCCUAGCUGGCAGCCCCGGAUCUACAGGGGAGUAACUGGAUUGGGCACACCUGCCCUGUGAAUUAGACCUCUUAGCGGCCACAUAAAACUGAUACAUCUAAUGGGUGACCGAAAACGACAUAUUCAAAAGAUUUAAUUAGGUAUAUUUCGGUGGCCGUAAACUAAUUGAAACAUAAGCCCAUAUACGUUCCAGUCCUGGGCACAGGCAACCGAAUGGGGUAUGGAGCAUACUCCACUGCCGAACGAAAUACUGCCAAACUAAUCGAAAAAUAAAAACUGUAUUUUGAGAAGCGCCACACUGUGAGGACUCGCACCACCUAAAUAUUUUGCUGGGGCCGCCACUGAGUGCUGGCAAUAGUCGGAAGCAAUAAGUACUAUCGAUAGUAUUGAUCUAAAUGAGCUAUCGAUGAUUUUUACAAUCGAUAUUUCUGCAACAGUAGGGCGAAGUAAAUUCUUUUCAAACAGGGUACAUUAUUUAAAGGAAAUAUUAUGUAGACUAUUAGAGACACAAAAAAUAACAUAAAGCUGAAAUGUUACUGGGGGGUUAAAAGGCCACAUCGAAGCAAGCUAAAAAAGCAAUAUUGCAUUUUGUCAUUUGCGCAUAUAAAAGUAAGUGCGCAAUACAAAUGUCAAAUAGCAAUAUUGCUUUUUUAGAUGAAUCGCUUCGAUGUGGCCGUUUUAACCCCCCUGUUCAACUACUGUUUAAAAACAAUGCAAUUAUUCAAUGCAAAUUGAUUAAAUUAAUACCUUUACAUUUAAUUUUUAUUGUGAAACUAGAUUGUAAAUUCAUGGACUCGUACCUCUAAAGGGUUUAUUUUUGUUUCUUAUAUUAAUUUCAAAUUUGUACAUAUAUAUUAUUGAUUUCAAACAUUCACGAGGUGCCACCAAGUGCAAUGCAUACGUGAUGACGUUUUGUGUUAAACACGGCCUUUUGGAAAUACGUACGAUUUAUUAUGGUUCUUGUAUAACUUGUGUGGCACAGUGGCACUACAGUCUGUGAUAUAUAAGAUAACAACAGAAAAGACGGACGAUCAAGUUUUAUUUUAUAUAUUUUUAUUUUACAUUUUACCUGUGUAUCCAAAAUUAAACUAAAUAUGAAAAAGC